This is a messenger RNA of Canis lupus familiaris (dog), 1634 nucleotides long. RefSeq lists its product as uncharacterized. The record is from RefSeq and is a predicted model, not a curated record. The transcript has 4 exons. Lineage: Eukaryota; Metazoa; Chordata; Mammalia; Carnivora; Canidae. The coding region runs from base 1 to 711 and encodes 236 amino acids.
AUGAGGGUCACCGCCAAGCAGAGGGCAGCGAGGGUGGCAAAUCCCUCUAAGAAAACCAACAGCUCCUGGGCUGUGGGGCUGGCCUGGCACAGAGGCUGGAAUCUUCCUGUCCCUGGAGCACCUGGUCGCAGCGAGGCGUGGGGGAGGCGGGCGAGCCCCAGGGGACCCUGCCACCUGGAGGCCCUGGUCACUGGACAGGCUCCGACAGCUCCCCGCGCUCGGGGUCCUUAUCUAUACAGCGGAGCGCUUCUGCUCCUGCCACCCAACUGGGCCACACACAAUGCUUGUCUGGGGACAGAGUAUCUCACAGAGGUCAGAGCAGCUCAUGUGCCUCUAAGCUCAGCACGGGCUUCCCUUCCCAGAGGAGCCUCUGACACAACAGGACAUGGGCAGCACCUUUUAAACUCACUGUCCACUCCCAUCUGCUCCUCACCUACUCGGCCUGUGUUACCUGUGUCAGGAGGGCUUCACUGUCUACCCCAGAACCCGAGCCAGAAACCUGCAGGCCAGGCUAGCUACUGCCCUUCCCUAAGGCCUCUCAUCACCUCAAUGACCAGAUGCCUGUGGUUGCAUGUGCACCUCCCAGCCUCUCCUGGGAGCUCCAGGACCAUUCCUUCUGCCCCCCUCAGCCCCCUCCGGCUGGCUGGGAAGGGCCUGGCUGCUCACUUUGCCUGUCUCACACCUUCGAAUGGAUCUAAAUCACAAAAGUGACCAUGUUACUUCCUGCUGAGGUCCCUUCGCUGGCUCUCCACACUUCUGGAUGAUGUUCUAUGUGCCUCACAAGUUGUACAGAUGGUAGGAUCUGCCUCCUGCUCAUCACUCUGCAGGCUGCCCACUGACUUGACUCUGGCCACACGGAGCCACUUGCAUUUCCCUAGAUGUGCCUACCUCCCACUGUUGGGAGGCAGCAAAGCAGAAUGGCCCCAGAAGGGGCAAAUACCUCUUCACCUUUAAGACCCAGGGCAAGCAUCCUCUUCUCUACAUAUUUCUUCUUCUUGAGUCCCCAGUAGGACUCCUUCUUUCGUACCACUGUGCAGGCCUUCGGCUCAGCAUUCGUCGCCUGCUGCUGGCCUCCUGAAUUUCCACAUCUGCAAGCUCUGUACAGAAAUGCACAGGCCCGGUCAGCCUCGGAUGCUGGAGGCUGAGGAGGAAGUUCUGAAACCAGAAGAGUCCAUCCCAAGGAAAAAAUUAAAAAAAAACAAAAAAACAAAAAAAAAAAACUUGCAUCAAGAUGAUCAUUGUAUGGAACAUAACAAAGCAAGGAGAAAGUUUUAAAAUUAAGUUUCUCUGGAGAAGAGACAGAUACGGAAAAGGGAGACUAGGAUAAACCCAAUUGGACUAGAGUGGAAGUAUCCGUGUGAAUUCAUGAUUUCUAAUAUCUAAUUCUUUAUGUCAUCUCUCUUUCUCUCUGUUGCUAUAUAGAUCUUUAUCCUUCCUUAUUUUCUUGUCUGGCUGCCAAGAGCCUAGAAGCAAUGACGCUGCAGGAGAAAUGAGCAUUCUCCGGACCCAGAUCUUGGGUUUCUUUUUAUUUUCUUUCUUUUUUUAAAAGAUUUUAUUUAUUUAUUUAUGAGAGACAGAGAGAGGGAGAGGCAGAGACACAGGCAGAGGGAGAAGGAGGCUCCAUGCAGGGAGCC